Amoebophrya sp. A25 is the source of this 291-nucleotide messenger RNA. Lineage: Eukaryota; Dinophyceae; Syndiniales; Amoebophryaceae. The record is from the annotation of a GenBank genome assembly.
GUCGAAGUCAACGGCCGCAACGACGGACGACGGCAUUAAAUCACUCAGUCUCCCGCCAAGCAAACCACCGCUGCAGCCUCCAAGUAAAAUGCCUCCGCCAAUGAGUACUAUGAUUUUGAUUUGAUCAGUGUUGAGAAUAUAUAUUGUAGCGUGGGGUUUUUUCCAUAUAAGGUAAUCAUGUCAAUAAACAUUUCCAUCCCAUCCACAACCUCGCAGCUGCUCCGCCACCGGCCCUGAUUCCUCCGUCGUUUUCACCUCCGGCCGUGCUGCCACGAGAAGCAACUACACUGC